CUCAAAAAUGACGAAAGUGAAAGUCCCUCCUCCGCUGAAUAUCAGUGAAGCCCUUGAGGACGAAGAACUUAAUCACAAGACUGCUAGAAUACUGAAAAAUGACCUUCUACUACACGAGGCUGUGAUAAAAAAUGAAGCGGAUGCAGUUCGCAAAGUGCUCAAGGAAACUGUCGACGUAGAUUCCAGAAACAAUUAUGGACGGGCACCUAUUCAUUGGGCAGCUUCUAGAGGAAGCACAGAAAUUAUCGAAAUGCUGAUACAAGCAAAAUGCGAUAUUGAAGCAAGGGAUAAGAUGGGUAGUCUCGAUUUAUCGAUGAGCAAAAGAGAUGUUGCUUGCUCCAAGUUUAAUGUAACAGGAGAAGAAGUGUUGUCUCAUAUUAACACGGUUAUUGCUAAUGCCAAAGAUUGGGGCGGCCAUAUCGGGCGGCCAUAUCUGGCUCCGGGCGGGCCGUGUGUUUCAUCAGCCAUCAGGCCCAGACCUGGUACCCCGAUCAGGGCCCGAUCAGGGCCAAGGCAAAAUUUCUACACGGGAUUAAUUAAAGAAUAUACACUUCUGAUGUGUGGAGCUCGAGGUGGUAGUGCAGGGGUUGUAAAUUAUCUCGCAGAAGCUCUGGAAUCAUUAAACGGGGACGCAACUGAUUGCACAGGAGCAACUGCAAUUCACCAUGCAGCUCUCGCUGGCCAUCCUUCUGUAAUAACAGCCCUUUCCAAUAUUCCUGGAAUUGAAUUGGAGGCAAAGGAUAAGAAAGGGCAAACACCUAUGCACUGUGCGUGCUCGCAGGGCCAUUUGGAAGCCGUUGAGGUGUUGAUAGGUCUAGGAGCUUACGUGGACGCUCAGGAUAAAGAAGGAAAUACACCUCUGCAUGUGACUACAAGAAAUAGGUAUACAGCGAUUGCUCAGCUCCUUUUAAAAGUUGGAGCAAAUACUGAACUUACUGACGAGAUGGGAGUAACUUCGCUUCACGUGGCUGCGAGUCAAGGAUGCAAAGGAAUACUCCAAUCGAUUAUUCAACACGGUGGUUUUCUCAACAAGCAGUGCAAGAAUGGUAAUACUCCACUGCAUCUAGCCUGCCAAAGUAAUGAGGUUGACACCGUAGAAAUUCUUGUGAAUAAAGGGGCCGACUUGAACAGCCUUAAUACGAGACUCCAGUCUCCCAUACACAUAGCGGCCGAAAUGGGGCACACGGAAAUCUGCAAGCUCUUGCUGGCCGCAGGUGCAAAUAUCGAGCAACGUGAACAAAGUGGAAAAACGCCCCUUUACAUCGCUGCUAGAGGUAGUUUCACAGCGAUUGUUGACAUGAUUAUCAAGACUGCGAGAUUAGAUUAUCCUACACCGGAAGACACGAGUUUAAAUAAAGAGCUGACACCAGCAAGAAGACAAUGGAGGGAAGAGACAAAAGGUAGUAUGUCGAAUAAUAAUAGUGGUCUCUCUGAUCACGUAAGAUCCAUUUGUUGGAGGGUGGCCUACAAACAACUAGGUUCUGGAGACUGGAAAAGACUGGCUCUUCAUUGGGCGUUCAAUCAUGAUCAAAUCAACGCAAUCGAACACCAGUAUACCGGUCCUUCGAGUUACAAGGAGCAUGGAUACCGGAUGCUGCUAAUCUGGGCUUCCGGUCUUAAUCCUGAGGUGCAUCCGCUGAAAGAACUUCAUGAGGCUUUAUCGGCAAUUGGCAAAACUUCCGCCGCUGAAUUCAUCCGUAAACACCAGGAAAAAGGAAUAGAGGAAAAGCCAAAAUCGAAUAAACAACGCUGCCAAAGCUGUACGAUCACGUGAACGUCGUUUUUAAAAUUGAAAGAAAAGGAUACACCGAUUUCUACCAAUUUCGAUCGUGUCUAAUUUAAUACUAAAUACGAGAAUGAAACUCGUCCAAUCUGGAUUUCGAACCAGUCUAAAUAUUCGAUAUGCUAAUUAUCAAACAAUUUAAUAUAGAAAAAGAGCUUCUUAGUAAUUUGAUAUUAGCCAUUCAAAAAAAAAAUCAUAUUUUCCCUUCGGUCUCUAAACUCAAACAUAGAAUCGAAUCGCCAAAAAAAUC
Molecule: messenger RNA, 2033 nt
Organism: Belonocnema kinseyi
Lineage: Eukaryota; Metazoa; Arthropoda; Insecta; Hymenoptera; Cynipidae
Product: ankyrin repeat and death domain-containing protein 1A-like
Exons: 14
Coding region: 8-1774 (588 amino acids)
Biological process (GO): signal transduction
Molecular function (GO): protein binding
Source: RefSeq, a predicted model, not a curated record